AUGGCGAUGGCCCGGGGCUCCUCGGGCGGCAGGCCCUCGUCCUCCUCCUCCGCGGCGGCGGCGGCGGCUCUCUUCGAGGAGGGCGACGGGGCGGAGGAGGAAAGCCAGAGCGCCCUGCACAGCCAACAGCGCGUCCUCAUCAACAUCUCCGGCCUGCGCUUCGAGACUCAACUCGGGACCCUCAACCAGUUCCCGGACACGCUGCUGGGCGACCCCGAGAAGCGGAUGCGCUACUUCGACCCCCUGCGCAACGAGUACUUCUUUGACCGCAACCGGCCCAGCUUCGACGGCAUCCUCUACUUCUACCAGUCCGGGGGCAAGCUUCGGCGGCCGGUCAACGUCUCCAUCGACGUCUUCGCCGACGAGAUCCGCUUCUACCAGCUGGGCGAGGAGGCCAUGGAGAGGUUCCGGGAGGACGAAGGCUUCAUCAAGGAGGAGGAGAAACCCUUGCCCGGCAACGAAUUCCAGCGCCAGGUCUGGCUCAUCUUCGAGUACCCCGAGAGCUCCAGCUCCGCUCGUGGCAUCGCCAUCGUCUCGGUGCUGGUCAUCCUCAUCUCCAUCAUCACCUUCUGCCUGGAGACUUUGCCCGAGUUCCGAGAUGAGCGGGAGCUCCACGUGCCGCUUCUCCCUUCGCAGAACGGCACCCCUCUAGAGAUCCCCCGCCAGCAGCGCCCCAGUGCCCUGACCGACCCCUUCUUCAUUAUUGAAACCACGUGCGUCAUCUGGUUCACCUUCGAGCUGCUGGUCCGCUUCUUUGCCUGCCCCAGCAAGCCUGAGUUCUCCAGGAACAUCAUGAACAUCAUUGACAUUGUCGCCAUCAUCCCUUACUUCAUCACCUUGGGCACAGAGCUGGCUCAAGAGCAGCAGGAGAAGGAGCAGCCGGGCAGCACCGGCAAUGGAGGGCAACAGCAAGCCAUGUCUUUAGCCAUCCUGAGGGUCAUCCGCCUGGUCCGGGUCUUCCGGAUCUUCAAGCUCUCCAGGCAUUCCAAGGGGCUGCAGAUCUUGGGGCAAACUUUGAAAGCUAGCAUGCGAGAACUAGGCCUUCUUAUCUUCUUCCUUUUCAUUGGGGUUAUUCUUUUCUCCAGCGCUGUGUACUUUGCUGAGGCUGAUGACCCUGAAUCACAUUUCUCCAGCAUCCCUGAUGCCUUCUGGUGGGCAGUGGUCACGAUGACCACAGUGGGUUAUGGAGAUAUGAGACCUGUCACCGUAGGGGGCAAGAUCGUGGGCUCCUUGUGUGCCAUCGCUGGUGUGCUCACCAUUGCUCUCCCUGUCCCUGUCAUUGUGUCCAACUUCAACUAUUUCUACCAUCGGGAGACUGACCACGAGGAGCAGUCUAUUCUCAAAGAUGAGUCUGGCAGUGUUGAUGGCAGCUCAGCUGGAGACCUGAAGAGACAAGGCAGUAAAAACUCAUUGGAUAAAUCUGUUGUGCACUUGGAGAACACUGAGGGGAUCGGCAAUGCGACCGGGUCUGUAGAGAAGGCCAAUAUCAAAGCUAAACACAGUGUAGAUCUUAGGAAAUCUCUCUAUGCACUCUGCUUAGAUACUAACAGGGAGACGGACUUGUAAAACCAUUGAAACAGAAAGAAAAUCAGAUGUGCUUGGUGGGUUUGUUGAGGACGAGUAAAUAGUGCUGCCAGUAUUUAUUUUUAAAUAUGGUAGCUAUUUCAAAGACACUUCCAAGACUAUAAAUUGGUGGUAGUAUUCUGUUUGUUUGUUUGUUUGUUUGAAUGUUUGUUCUCUUCCAUGACACUGAGAGUGUUACUUCUUUAAAAAAGCCAUCUUAAGCUGGGUACCUCCCAUUAUCUUGGAGUCUUUUUAGCUCAGCAAGUAAGGUAUCUGGCAGUAGAGCUAAAGGUUGGGAGUUUGAUUCCUCACUGUGCACCCUGGAAGAGUGUUUGUGUGGCCUCAUGUAAGCUGCACAGUCCCAGGAUGUCCCCAGUAGAAGGGAAUGUUAAACUCCUUCUGAGUACUUUCUACCUUAGAAAACCCUCAAAAGAGUCACCAUAAGUCAGAAUUGCCUUGAUGGCACACAAUUACUAUUAACAAACUGGAAACUAAUGUUGCUUACAGAUGAUCUAUUUUAGUAAAAAAGCAGCGAUUUCUAAAUGGCUCAUUUGUAGCACAAGUUGCUUGUCUAAACCCUUUUUACCAUGGGAAGUAAAGCGUUCUUUGAGAAUACAAAUGGUUCUUUGUUGGUAUUCUAGAUUCAAAUUGAAAUAAUACUAUUUUCGAUAUGUAUGAUUAUAUUUAUAGCUAAAAAAGAGCACUUUUUGUGAUAUAUGAAUUUAUGAAAUCUCUAGAAACAUUUAGCUAAGACAUUCCCCAUUUUAAAGUGGAAAACCGAUUUUUUCAUGUGUGAAGUAAAUGUGGUAUUUUCAGCCUUCUAGCAGAAAAAAACAUUUUGUUGUCAAAGUUGUGUUCUUGUUCUCUUGUUGAGCCUUAAAUUAUUAAAACAUGGAUUUUUCCUUAAUAAACACAGCUGUUACUGCAUCAUAUUUCUAGUAAUCCAGUGCUGUACUUUUUAUCCCAGGAAACAAAAAUCUUUGAGUUUGUUACUGUUAAUCUUUAAAAAAACAACAACAAUUUUUUUUUUAAAAAAUGCGGCAUUCUUAAAUGGGUGUGAUCCAAGUGCACAACAGAUCAAAAGGAGUAAACAAAGCAUACAGACAUACUCAGGAUCUAUGAAGCCUUUUGGAUUUGCACUCUCCUUUCUAGGUUGCACAAUUCAUAGAUGCCAUUUGUAUCUAUGCUUGUUGGCUCACUGUUUUACUAUAUCUCAGCAACCAAUAUUUCUAGAAGAAUUUGAUGCAGCUUAAAUAAGGUUCUUUUGAUUUCUGCACUAUUUGGGAAGAGAGAGACCUUCAGAAUGACUUAAAGCUUUAUUUAAAAACAGUAUGAUGGACUGCAUUGAUGUUCCUGAAUGAUACGUGAAUGACAAAACUACCUUCAUCAAACUUAGCGCUCCCAUUGUACAAAUACAAUAAUGGAGGCUGCAGUAAAAUCACCUGAAUUACAAAAUCAGAGAUCCAUUCCCAUCAUUUUUGUUGACCCAGCUCUACAAGUUUUAUUGUGUUUGUCUCUGUCUCGCUGCAUUUCCCCUCUUCGUUUUGGUGAACUGCUGUGACAUCGUGAUUGGAGAUUUCAGUUUUUCCUGAAGUACAGUGGUGUGACCCCUGGAAGAGGUUCAGCACUCAAGGGGCUGCAUGAGAAGUCACAUCUUUUGUGUCUGCGUGCAUAUCUGCACAUUUUAUGAAGUUUUUAACAGGUCAACUAUUUUUUUAAGAAAUAUUUACAUCUUCUGUAUAACUUAUGGUUUUGUAUAUUCUGUAUUUACUGCCCAAAUUUCUGAAAAAUGUUUAUUUUUAAUGUAUAUUUAUGCAAAAAAGAAAGACAACAUAAUUUGUGUUGAUUCUCUCUGGAGAAAGUUUCACAUAAUUUGCUGCUCAGGCUGUUUUGUUAAGUCACAAACUCAGCAGCCAAUACUACUGGAUUCAACCACAAUCUAGUUAUAUUUUAUACCUCGCAGCUUCAGCAAAACAUAUGGUCUGCAUAUGUGAAGAAAAUAUGUGAGUAUCAGGGAUAUUAGAAACAAGUAAGAUAUGAUAUACACAAUCCAUGGCUGCUUUCCGGAUGUCCUUAUGCUAACUGAAAACAGUGACAAAAUGGCAGUUUGAUGCUCUGUAUCAUGCAUAGCAUAUGCACAAGGGUAUAUUGAAAAGGCUUUGUGCCUAUUUUUUAUUCUUCAAAAUACAGAUGUCAUAUCAAAGUGGUAAUAAAUAUGCUAUUUAGCUGCCUAUAAACCCUAUACAUAUAUAUAAACACACAUACAGAACUGGCUUACUUGGAGCUUGGAGUAGGCAGAACCCAAGAGAACCUAAGGAAUGGGUUUUCACACCAAUAAAGUUCUUUGGGAGUGCCAAGAACAGCAGGCAACUUCACACUUGCAUUAGUGCCCUUUAUGCCCCUCAACACAUAUUAGGGAAGAUAUGAUGCUAUAGCUGCUUCAGGGUCUCCUGGUGUCACCCAUUAGCGGAUGAAAAUUAUUGGCUAUAUUGAUUAAUUGUACUAUGGUGCUUCUGACAGGAAUAAUGAAAGACCCCAGCAAAUAACAGCAACAAAAACAACAAUAAAAUAUACACCAUACAGUUGCCUGUUACCACAACAGACAAUUUAAAAAAAUAGGUGGAAAGACUUUUUAAAUAGAACUUUGAAUUCUCUACUUAAGUUGUCAUGCAUUUUGCAUCUUAGCAACAGUGACUAACAUUACAUAACCUUCAGUAUAAUUGUGUGGCAUAUUGAUAAGCCUGCUGACAGAAGGGUAUGGAAACCUACUGUGAGAGGCCCAUCAUUUUGGGGAUGGGUAGCACUAAUCUGAACAUUCUCUUUGUUUUUUUUUCACACAUUAGUUUGCUUGAAGAGGCUGAGAAACUGAAGAUUAGCCACCUGGGUGGUCCACUUGUAGAGUUAUAUUUGUUCAAACAUGCAGAUCCUCGUGAUGUUUCCAGCAAGUGUGUGAACCAGCUCUUAAGCCUUCUCUAAUGGUCAGAUUCAGCUUGCAGUUUUCAUUGCUAGUAAUGGACUGGGGAGGGGCAGGGAAGAAUGUAAGCACAAAACUGUAAGAGCCUGUGGGAAGAGCAGAAGCUGGAGGAAGCAAAUAGAGAAACAAUAUGAAAAUAAAACACUCAUGGCUGAACUUAAAUUGAUAUAUUUUUUUAAAGAAUAAGCAAGGAUCACCCAUGAGGACCAGAAAUUAACAAUUUUAUUUUCCACAGCAUUAUGUCAGGGGGCGUUGGCUCCUCCAGACUUGACUGUGUGGGCCUGGACAUUCCUAAAGGAACAAAUAAUGGUCGUAUAGAUUCAUAGUGGAAGUCAUAUACUGUAGAUGGUCUGCUGCACAUCUGUAGAAAGGAAGAGACAAGACUAUGAUGUGAAGAUGUGUAGAGGUCUCAGCCUUUUCCCUGCAAGACAGGAUAAUUGCAGGCAAUUUACUAGCAGGGACGAUCCCUUAGGGAUUAGGAGGGAAGUCUUAAUUUAGCUGGGAAGCGAAACAAUCAUACCAGCCUUUCCUAUUGCAUCUGAAAGGGAAAGGUUACUGGACUAAUGUUUUCAUCAUUCACUCACAGGAUUGAGUGGGCUAUCAGUUUGGAAGCGUUACAGGUAAUUUAAACCAAUGCUUUCUGUGUACGCCAGUGAACAAAAGUAUUCAUGUUUGUAAAUACAGUUUUGAAAUACCAAAAAUUACCUUUUGAGCCUUCCAAACAAAUACAUUUCCAGGUCUGCGAGAGAGAGAGAAUGAGAAAAGCACUGAAGCUCUGUUCGCACACUAGGAAUCCAAGUAGGAAACUACGUGAGCAGAAGAAGCAAUCAGUUGUCCUUCACAGACCAACCUUCUGAAGAUAGUCAAUUUCCUAAUCUGUGAACAAUCCAUGCAGUCAGGAAUGCUAAAGAAUCAGCAUUAUGAUUCAUAUAGAGUGUUCCCAAAUAAGGAAAUGUGUCAUCUUCAGAAGGUCACUCUCCUUAUAUGGAGGCAGACCAGAAACUGGAAUAGUACGGGUCAGGCUAGUACCUGUCUGCUCAUGCAGUUACCCAGUUGGAUUCCUUAUAGGACUACACAUCCACCACAUUCUUUCCCCCCCCCCAAAUUCUGUCUCUCUCACACACUGGCAUUGCCCCCCAUGCUGCAAUUAAGUGUUGUAAGGCACAAACAAAUCCAGGAUUUUAGUUCAACUGGAGAGGCUCUGCUUAUGGUGCUGACAAGUGUGGUGCACAAGGUAGCAGUACAUGACAGGCUUUUCUUGGUGGUGGCAUCUUGGAUAUGAAGAUUUCUUAUAGUGGAGAUUUUGUCCCCCCCCCCUGCCUCCUCCCAUCUAUUUUUAUUUAGGUUGCAUUUGCAGCAUUCCUGGACCAUGUAAACUUGCUUUUCAGGGACAGGGAGUGUUCCCUUUGCUUGGUUGGUUAGCCUUGGUGAGGAAAUGCUCUUCUCUGGAUUAAACAAAAAGGUUUUACUUUCUCUCUUAAUUAACAGAUUUUAAAAAUACCAAUUCCCUACUUUGUUACAAAACAAUUUCUCCUGAAUUCCCCAGAACAGCCACACAUAGCAUUAACUUUGAAACUGUUUCCAUAAAUUUUCAUUUAAUCCACUAUUACUGCAGUUUGGAAGGAAGGCGCCAAGGAAGGAACUCUUACAAAAGCCAGUUCGUGUUAAUUUGUUGACAUUUAUUCGAUAAUGUAAAGGUACACAUUACCUUUACUACCCUAUGUAUACUUACUAAGAAGGAGGUGUGUGUGUGGGGGGGUGACUUCCAGAUAAGGGUUGGAUUGCAGCCUUGGAACAUUAUCCUCAGUUUAGCUACACAGAAGUGAGCCUCACUGAGUUAUGACCAGGUAAAUUUCUAAAUGGCUCUUACAAGUCUUGAGAAACAGUGAUCCUGAGUACCGAUCCUGUACUCAUAGGACACCUUCCUUCUCCCCUCCCCUGGCCCUCCUCUUAUGCAGUUAACAGCCUGAUAAGUAGAAUAUAGGUAGUGGAAGAUUUAUUUAUUUUAUUUAUUUUGGCAAGGACAUCAAAAGCAGUACAAGCUUCUGCUGCUUUUCUGUAUGCCAAGCUGCUUUAAAAGGCACAAGAGCAGAAAGUGGAACAAGCAGGCAAUAUUAUGUACUAAUGAAAAACAUGGUUUUUAAUUUGACACAAAAAUAUUAUCUCAUUUUACUUUUUAUGUUAAUAAUGAUAUCUGAAACAGUAUAUUGCUUGUACUUUUCCUGUCCUUUGUCAUUGUCUCUUGAUUUAAUAAACAUGUCUCU
Pogona vitticeps (central bearded dragon) is the source of this 6801-nucleotide messenger RNA. RefSeq names its product potassium voltage-gated channel subfamily A member 1. Gene Ontology annotation, molecular function: delayed rectifier potassium channel activity; protein binding. Gene Ontology annotation, biological process: protein homooligomerization; action potential; potassium ion transmembrane transport. The record is from RefSeq and is a predicted model, not a curated record. Lineage: Eukaryota; Metazoa; Chordata; Lepidosauria; Squamata; Agamidae. Gene Ontology annotation, cellular component: membrane; voltage-gated potassium channel complex; intercalated disc.